Porites lobata is the source of this 1912-nucleotide messenger RNA. The record is from the annotation of a GenBank genome assembly. Lineage: Eukaryota; Metazoa; Cnidaria; Anthozoa; Scleractinia; Poritidae.
AUGGCGAACUUUCGAGGUUCACAGUGAGUAUAUUUUACACGUCUUUGCUCCAAAUACCCUAAUUAUCUGAGUUCCUUUAGUGCGACAUGGUUUUGUAAUUGUUUUUUUUUUUGUUUUUUGACAGUAACUUUAGACCAGAAGAUGGUGAUCAAGAUGCGCCGCUGUAUAACGGUUACUUAUUUCAGAGAGGUCGAGAGCAAGAGAGAAAUCCGCAACCACCACCACAACCAACGUACCCUCCUUAUCCUUAUUAUUUAACUGGAAACCCAAGAAUACCUUUACAGUACGUUCGUGAGCCUGCUCCGCGAUCUUGUAGUCCAAUGCCUGGAUGUUCGGAGCCAUCAGCCGGCAUUUCUCAAGCUGAAACAUGUGGUAAGAAGGGAGAAAAGUACCGACGUACAAGUUGGGAACCUGCUAGCCUGCGUGGCAGGCGUUUGAAAGGGAAAGGAAAGGGAGUUUUAGGUGCGAGAGAAACGCGAGGGGCGCGCGAGGAGGGAGGGAGGGAGGGAGGGAAACGCCUGCCAGGAAACCAUUGUUUUCGCCAUCCCGCCUACUAAUUAUGUAUGCAAAAAUAACGCAACUGUGAAUGACUAACUGUCAAAUAAGUCUGGCCGCGAUGCGUUUAUUUACGUCAUAUUUCGCGUGCUGUUUUUCUUUUGUUUUCCUAAAACAAGAUAUCUGAAGUAAAGGUACUAUUAAAAAAAGUACAAAUGCGGUGGUCCGUUGAGGGAAGAAAGUCGCAACCAUGCGUGGCUUGUUAUAUAAAAUACAGCAUAAAUCUAUUACGUUUUUGCUGAAGGUAUCGUGUUGGACUUCCCAACUUGCAUGCAAUGUUUGUCGGUGAAAUUAAUUGCAAACACACUGCUGACUCUCGAACUGGAUCCAGCGGAGCAUACAAAAGAACGCUGGUAGCAGGGGAAAGAAGAGCUGAACUUCAAAGAUCUCCAAAAUAAGGCUAAUUCUGCAAUCAAUAUUAUUAUCAAAGGAAGUUCCUGGCGGCUUUAUAACGUCUAUAACCAGCAAGAAGAAGUCCUCAAACCAAAAAUCACUAAGGAUUAUAGAUCGCUUCGUCUUCAACGAUCUGGUCGUUGAUAAAGCAUAGCCUACGUGGUAGGCGUUUGAGGUCAAACAGCAGAUAACAAACAAGCAUACAGGAAGCAUGAUUUUUUCUUUCUUUCUUCUAGUGAGCAAAACAAGCCGUUGGGAGGCAAGACUUCUCAAAACCAGUCAGCAAAACUCAUCUAGCCCACAAGUCUUUUCCUUCAAAGAGUCUUUUAACUGCUUUCUUCUAUUCUCCUUUCAAGCUGAAAUAGAUGCCUUCAGUUUCUAAUCGUUCUAAAACGACGAAUUCCAUACAGAAAUCUGAUCACGCCUCACUAACAACAUAAAAAUGAUUACUGAAAGAUCGAUUAAGUUACUCAGUAGCGUGAUGUUGAUUUCAGCCAAUCGGAUUAAGGUAUCAAGGCUGUGAUUGACAUGUUUUGAAGACAGACCAAUCAGGAUUUAAACAUUCGCCUGGUGGAUGUUAAAAACAAGAAAAACAAUGGUCUCCUGGCAGGCGUUUCCCUCCCUCUUUCCUCGCGCGCCCCCCGCGUUACUCUCGCACCUAAAACUCCCUUUCCCUUCCCUUUCAAACGCCUGCCACACAGGCUAGGAACCUGCAGAAGUACGUAGCUUGAUUGUAGCUUACCGGGACAACUACGAUCGCCUAAGGUCUACAAAGAGUAGCCAUGGGAAGAAAAGCGUGUGGGAUUCAAUUAUGGAAGAUUUUCUGAGUUUAUGCAGCGACGCUGGAAUAGAAACUGAGAAAACAUUAGCCCGAGUCAAAGAGAAAUGGAGGUCUUUGUUCGACAAAUACAAAGCUGUCAAAGAUAACAACAACAAAACGGGAAGGGAUCGUAGGACCUUUUAG